UUCGAGUUUCGUUCCGAACGCCGACGAUUUCCUUUUUCAAGCCAACUCAUCGGUAUUUUUGACACAAAAUAGUUGAAUUAUGUUUAUUUGUGCGUUAUGAAUUUAUCUAUUUUUUGAAAGUACAUUAAUAUAUUCAACUUAGAAAUGGAGGUUUACUAUCUCGUUUUGAUUAUAAGUGUAUUCUGGCAUGGGUGUAGUGCGAUAAUGUGGAGUUUGGCACCGAACACUCAGAAAUGCCUCAAAGAAGAAUUACAUGCCAACGUACUAGUUGCCGGAGAAUAUGAAAUAACAGAAGCUGCCGGCCAAAGAAUGGACUACAUUGUGCGUGAUUCCAAAGGACACAUUUUAGCACAAAAAGAUGAUAUAAGCAAAGGGAAAUUUACUUUUGUUACUGAAACAUACGACACAUUUGAAGUAUGUUUUAUAUCUAAAGUUCCACAAGAGAGGAGAGGAGUUGCCCAGGAUGUCACAUUAGACAUCAAAAUUGGAAUAGAGGCUAAAAAUUAUGAAGGUAACUCUUGGAUUGGGGAAGCAGCCAAGCUUAAGCCCAUGGAGCUAGAACUGAAGAGAUUAGAGGAUUUAUCAGAAGCUAUUGUCCAAGAUUUCACCAUGAUGAGAAAGAGGGAAGAGGAGAUGAGAGAUACAAAUGAGUCUACAAACAAUCGCGUUUUGUUUUUCAGCAUAUUCUCUAUGGUAUGUCUCCUAGGGUUGGCGACGUGGCAAGUGUUAUAUCUUCGUAGAUAUUUCAAAGCUAAAAAACUGAUAGAAUAACAUUUUGUUAAUUAAUUUAAAAUAUAGUCACACUGAUCAUGUAAGUUAUAAAAAUGCAUUUUGAACAAAGUUUAUUUCCAGAAAUAUUGCAAGCUGAUCUAAAGGUAUUAAUUGUAUAAAUAUAAUUGUAAAAUUAAUAUUAUAAAGCCUGUAUAGAAAUAAAAAUGCUAAAAAAUCACAACAAUAAUUAUAAAUAAAUUGAUGUUUUGGAAGUAAUCAAGAGCAGGUCCAACUAUAAGAAUCUAAUUUCUAAAUCAAGUACUGAACUACAUAUUAUUAUCUAGAAUGCUGAGUGAUGAAUAUUUCUGCAUCUUGUGAUUGUGAUUUAUACCAACCCUGAAAUGUUUUGCAUGUUCCAAGAGGCAAGAACCACUUUUUCUUAAGCUUGUGUGACUAUGUGCUAGUAAUUUUGUGGCUAUGCCACUAUAAAAUAAAGCAGAUUUGUUUACUUAAAAGAUUUGGAUUAUUAUUUUUGUUGUGUGUAUAUGAUCGAAACACUGUCUAAGAUUACAAAAAAAUAUAAAAUCCUAUGGUAUGUA
Molecule: messenger RNA, 1310 nt
Organism: Aricia agestis (brown argus)
Lineage: Eukaryota; Metazoa; Arthropoda; Insecta; Lepidoptera; Lycaenidae
Gene: bai
Product: transmembrane emp24 domain-containing protein bai
Exons: 6
Coding region: 145-771 (208 amino acids)
Biological process (GO): endoplasmic reticulum to Golgi vesicle-mediated transport; Golgi organization; intracellular protein transport
Cellular component (GO): Golgi apparatus; endoplasmic reticulum-Golgi intermediate compartment; endoplasmic reticulum
Source: RefSeq, a predicted model, not a curated record